This is a messenger RNA of Pygoscelis adeliae (Adelie penguin), 573 nucleotides long. Its product is annotated as claudin-16-like. The record is from RefSeq and is a predicted model, not a curated record. Lineage: Eukaryota; Metazoa; Chordata; Aves; Sphenisciformes; Spheniscidae. Gene Ontology annotation, molecular function: structural molecule activity. Gene Ontology annotation, cellular component: plasma membrane; bicellular tight junction. The coding region runs from base 1 to 573 and encodes 190 amino acids. The transcript is spliced from 5 exons. Gene Ontology annotation, biological process: bicellular tight junction assembly; cell adhesion.
AUGACGGCAUUCGGUCUUGCUCUUCUCUCAACCCUCUUCCUGCUCCUUGCCACAUGCACUGACUGCUGGAUGGUGAACGCUGAUGACAGCUUGGAGGUAAGUCACAAAUGCCGGGGGCUUUGGAGGGAGUGUGUCACCAACAUGCAGGACGGGGUCAGAACCUGUGACCAGUACGACUCCAUUUUGGCAGACCAUCCAGUGAAGAUCGUGGUGACGCGGACCCUGCUGAUCACAGCAGACCUCCUGGCUGGCCUGGCUUUGGCUACGUUGCUCCUUGGGCUCGACUGCAUCAAGUUCCUCCAGGAAGAGCCUCGUGUCAAACUGAAGAUGUGCUACGGGGCCGGUGUCAUCCUCAGCAUCGGGAGCAUCCUGGGUCUUGUGGGCUCUGUGUGGUAUGCGGUGGACGUCUACCUGGAGAGAUCCAUGCUGGUGUCGCACAAUAUAUUCCUGGGAGUCCACUACGACUUCGGGUGGUCGUGCUGGCUGGGGAUGGCUGGCUCGACAGGCUGCUUCGUGGCAUCCGUCCUGCUGACCUGCUGCCUCUAUGCCUGCGCAGGGAUGUACGUAGGGUGA